AAAGCCCUAAAGUCCAUAAAGCUAUACUUCCAAAACAACAGAAGGACUAACUAGCUGCAGCCCUUUUUCUUCCUCAACAUGGAGGGCCUGAGCUUCUUUGUUGGAGUGAUAGGGAACAUCAUUUCGGUGACUGUGGUUCUCUCUCCCAUAAAAACGUUCUUGCGAAUAGUAAAGCAUAGAUCAACCGAGGAUUUUGAGAGCUUUCCAUAUGUAAUUGCAUUAUUGGGCACAUCCUUGUGGUGUUACUAUGGAGUCAUAAAGCCAGGGGGCUUCAUCCUAGCGACUACUAAUGGUCUCGGUAUCAUCAUCGAGCUUGUUUAUGUUACAUUAUUCAUCAUUUAUGCACCUCUAAGAGUAAGGGCCAAGACUGCCAUAUAUCUUGGGAUUUUGAAUGUAGCAGUUCCAGCAAUAGUAAUUCUCAUUACUCUUUUCACAAUGCAUGGAGACUUGCGCAUCGAUGUGCUAGGGUUUGUGUGUGCAGGCCUUAGUAUAGUCAUGUACGGUUCGCCUCUUGUUGUUGUGAAAAGGGUGUUGACUACAAAGAGUGUGGAGUAUAUGCCUUUCCUUCUAUCAUUUUUCUUUUUCUUAAAUGGAGGGAUUUGGACUGUCUACGCCAUCCUUGUGAAAGACUUCUUCCUUGGUGUACCAAAUGGGAUUGGAUUUCUUCUUGGAACAGCUCAGAUGGUGCUCUAUGCCAUGUACUGGAAAUCUAAGCCAUCCCAAAAUAUUUCAGAGGAGUUGGAGGAUGGAUGGCAACACAAGCAUCUCAUACCCGAAAACAGUUCCGAAGACUAGAUGUUUAACAUUCAUGGAAGAAAGAAAAGAAAAGAACUGUGCAAACAUGGAGGCUCAAGAAUAUUGAAAGAAUGUCAUAAAGAAUUGAAGGUCUUUCAAUUGUAAGGGCUCCAAGAUCCGGGAUCGAUCUCUUAUUUGUCACAAAGGCUACUUCAUUCACAUUUGAAAAUCGAUGCUUACAUCCACUGAAGUCUGUUGGAGUUAAGAGUAGUGCAGGUCUGAAAUGUAUGUUGCUCUCCAUUAGGUCACGAACCAAAUCCUCAAGUUAUGUUUGGUUACGGGAAAAUAUAAGAGAAAA
This is a messenger RNA of Vitis riparia (riverbank grape), 1093 nucleotides long. RefSeq names its product bidirectional sugar transporter SWEET17-like. The transcript has 6 exons. The record is from RefSeq and is a predicted model, not a curated record. Gene Ontology annotation, biological process: carbohydrate transport. Gene Ontology annotation, cellular component: membrane. NCBI's taxonomy places the organism in Eukaryota, Viridiplantae, Streptophyta, Magnoliopsida, Vitales, Vitaceae. Gene Ontology annotation, molecular function: sugar transmembrane transporter activity. Bases 79 to 795 code for a protein of 238 amino acids.